AUGAUAAAAUCAUCUGAUAAGGGCUCAUUUGAUGCCAUUGUUUGCCUCCAUCUGCUUCGAUCUUUCCCAGAACGGGUUGUCACACUCACUGGUGCAGGAGUUUCAUGUGCCUCCGGGAUCCUGGACUUCCGUUCUGCCACUGGCCUCUACAAGACCAAGAACAAAGAUGGCAGUAUCCCUUACAGGGAUGUGUUCCGCACUAGGGUGCAGCAACCUGAACAAGCAGCAGAACAGCUCAAGACACUAGGGAGACUCUCAGAGCUUUGCUUGCAAGCCCCACCCAGUACAGCACACAGCCUCCUCGUUCACCUGUCUCAGCUCAAACUGUUGUGCCGGUCUUAUACGCAAAAUGUGGAUGAUCUUGAUUCCAAGGCAGGUCUUCCUCUAUUUGACGGCAAUGGCAGGCAGGUCCACGUAACCCUGCAUGGGUCUCUCAGUAUACUGAGAUGUAAUAUCUGUUCUAAAUCAUGUGUGCUCACUGCACACCAUGUUGCACAAUACAAAAAGGGCUUGUUCCCUGAAUGUAAGGAGUGUGUUGAAGAAGGUAAAGAACUCAGACUGAGGUGCCAAAGACAUGUUGGUGUGCUUUGCCAUCAAAUCGUCUACACAGAAGACGGUCCAGAAAGUGAUCCAGUCGCUGAAGAGAAGGGCUUAUUACUGGACCAAGAUGCAUCUUCCUCACCACGCGUGUUUUUGAUAUUGGGGACAUCACUGAAAUUGUCAGGAAUUCGGUCUUUCGUGCGAACGAUGACCCGUUCUAUGCAUCGACCAACAGACCUCCCACAGGCAUUGCCCAAUGGCAUCAGAGACUACAAUUAUCUUGACUUGUUGGAACUCCAAACCUCAGAUGCACUUGUUGUAUUUGUCAAUUUAGAGCAACCUCCUUGUAGCAUGGUGCCAUAUAUCGAUGUUUGGCUUCAGGAGGAUGUCCAAGCAUGGUCAGAUCGGAUCAAUCGGGGACUGAGAAUGAGGAAGGGCCUGUAA
Molecule: messenger RNA, 984 nt
Organism: Cantharellus anzutake
Lineage: Eukaryota; Fungi; Basidiomycota; Agaricomycetes; Cantharellales; Hydnaceae
Exons: 4
Coding region: 1-984 (327 amino acids)
Molecular function (GO): NAD+ binding
Source: RefSeq, a predicted model, not a curated record